Poecilia reticulata (guppy) is the source of this 2141-nucleotide messenger RNA. The record is from RefSeq and is a predicted model, not a curated record. Lineage: Eukaryota; Metazoa; Chordata; Actinopteri; Cyprinodontiformes; Poeciliidae.
UGCGCAUGCGUCAUCCACAGCGCGUUAUCUUUGGUAGGUGAUUGCAGCAGCCCCAGAUCCAGUAUUUUAUCUCUUUCUGUUUUAUUUACGGUUUCAGAAAUAAAUAUUUUAACCCGUGUAGUCCGAUGUAAGAGCUUUUGAGGAUUUUUGUUUUUCCCACUGCUCUUCCCGGAGCAGGAAGACGGCGCUCCUUGUAGAUAUGAAGCAACCAGGAAGUGUCUGAUCAUCUCUGGUUUCUGUUAUGAAACUCCUCUGCUCCACCCUGGGGAAAGCAACCUGGAUUUUAACCGUCACUGUUGCCAUCGUUGCAGCGGUACUUUAUUAUUUCGCCGACACUUCUCCAAGCAAAUAUAGCAGCAUGGCUGAGGACAUGAAGACCCUGGAGGAAAAGUUCAGGGGUCAAAGCAAGAGCUGUUUUAUCCUGGGAGCUUCUGGGGAAACUGGGAAAGUGUUGCUUCAAGAGCUGCUGGACAGAAACAUUUUCUACAAAAUAACCCUCAUUGGACGAAGACUGCUGAGCUUUGAAGAUAAAGCGUAUGAAAACCUGGUACAGGAAGUGGUUGACUUUGAAAAACUCGAUGACUAUGCUGCUGCUUUCAAGGGCCAUGAUGUGGGCUACUGCUGCCUGGGGACAACCAGGGCAAAAGCAGGGGCUGACGGAUUCGUCAGAGUUGAUCAUGACUACGUUCUGAAGUCUGCAGAGCUCGCCAAGGCUGGAGGCUGCUCACAGUUUCACCUGGAGUCCUCCAGAGGAGCCGAUAAAAAAAGUAGCUUCCUCUACCUCAAAGUCAAGUGGUUCUUAACCUGGGUACGAUCAAAUCCCAGGGAUUCGAUGAGUCGGUGUCAGGGGUUCGGCGGAGUCUCUGCCGCGGAGGGCCAAGUUGAAGCUGAAAUUGAAGAAUUGGGUUUUGACAGAUUAGCCAUUUACAGACCAGGGGUUCUGCUCGUCGACAGACAGGAGAGUCGACCCGGAGAGUGGCUCGCCAGGAAGUUCUUCGGCGCCUUCUCUGCCGUUUGCUCCAACUCCAUGUCCAUCUCAAUCCAAGCGGUGGCGAAAGCGAUGGUGUCCAACACGCUGCUGCAGCCGGAGCAGAAGGCAGAGAUCCUGGAGAACAAGGACAUUGCCAGUCUGGGAAAAGUGAAAGGGAAAUAAAUGGAAGGUACAAAAUGUUGAAAAGCUGUUAUUUUAUUUGUUUAAACUGAAUCAGCAAUAUUUCUGGAAGUCAGACACGUUAACAGACAUUGCACUGUUUAAUACAGUACAUCAGACACAGUUAUAGGAACACUUAUAACAUUUAUAGGAAUAAAAAUACAAAUUAUUCACAUCCUUGGCAGAUUUAAAAAGGAUUUAAUUCAACCAACUAGUUGAUUUUUGGUAGUAAAUGACAAACAUCCACAACUAGAUUAGACGAAUCAUUAAAAAGGGAAAAAUCUGUUUUCAAAUUUACACAUUUUACAUAUAGCUUUAUUGGCAUUACAGUAAUCAAAUCCUUCUAAGAAUUACUGACCAGCGUUUUACAUUUUUCCACUGAUUGAUUAUUUAAUUAUUCUGAUUUAAGUCUGAACUCUGACUCUAAAAUUACUUUGAAUCUUAUUCUGUCAGGAAAAAUUAAUAAUUUUUAGGUCAAACUGGAUCUACUAUCACUUGUUCAAUUUUCUUGCAAAGCGUUUCUUCCCAGCUUUAUUUUGGAUUAUCUUAAUUGAUCAAUGAAUAUUGGUAAAUGUACAUUACACCGGGCACUUAAUUUAAAACUAACUUGCUAAAACUAUUUUUUGUAUUUUCAGGUCAUUGUGUCUGCUGUACAUAAUGAUCACAUUCUGCAAGAGCCUCAUCAAGAUAUUUUUGAAGUACUUGAAAACAGAUAUUCUUUUAUUUAUUCCUAGUUCCAAUGAAAGAAUGUGCAUAAAGUAAAGUGUAUCGUUUUGUGUUUUAUUGUGAUGUUUAAAUCAGGGAAAUAUGCCGAACUGUUUGGCCUUUUCAUUUGUGCUCUAACACACUAAACCACUGCCUUAAGCUGAUUGUGUUGACAUUUUAUGCAAGGAAUGUCCAUACAUGUGUUGCAAACAUAUUCAGUAAGUGAUGCUACAUAUUUAAGUGUGAGUUUAAAAAUCAAUAAAAUAUUUUCACAUUCAUAAGCGUU